CCGCGACCCCGAGAGCUGGAGGGGAGACGCAGAGAUCAGUCACAUGCUCUAGUCCGCCUAAGCACUGCCCCACCCAACGAGAAAGUUCCGCCUCUUUCCCCACCCUCUCUCCUUCCCUUACUCAAGGUCUGGGUGAGACGCUUCAGGUGACGUCCAAAUCCCUCUGCGAGAAAGAGAGAGGCGGUGCUCGAGCUCGUGUUGGCAUCCUCCGAAUGUUGUGAGGGAUGGCGUCAUCAGUUCGCGCCGCUGGUCGCUGGACGGGUCUAUCAGGAGGGACCAUGUCGCCGCCGCUCUUCAGCUUGCCUGAGGCACGGCUCCGUUUCACGAGUUCUACUCGAGAUGCUCUCAACAAUAAAACCAUCAAGCCUUUAUUGAGUGCCUUCAGCCAAAUACCUGGAAGUGAAAAUGAAAAAAAGUUUACCCUGGAUCAAGCUUUCAGAGUUGUCCUAGAAGAAGAAAUUAUAAACACAUCUUCCUGUGAAAAUGUCCUGGCUAUUAUUUCUCUUGCUAUUAAUGGAGUUACAGAAGGUAUCUGUACUGCAUCAACCCCUUUUGUACUCCUGGGAGAUGUUUUGGAUUGCCUUCCUUUGGAUCAGUGUGACAGAAUUUUCACCUUUGUGGAAAAAAAUGUUACCACGUGGAAAUCGAAUACAUUUUACUCGGCAGGUAAAAAUUAUUUGCUGAGAAUGUGCAAUGACCUUUUAAGAAGAUUAUCCAAAUCACAAAAUACAGUAUUCUGUGGAAGAAUUCAGCUAUUCCUGGCUAGAUUAUUCCCCCUUUCAGAAAAGUCAGGACUAAACUUGCAAAGUCAAUUUAAUCUGGAAAAUAUCACUGUGUUUAAUACCAAUGAGCAAGAAAGCACUCUAGGACAAAAGCAUGUAGAGGAGAGAGAAGAAGGGAUGGAAGUAGAAGAAGGUGAAAUGGGAGAUGACGAGGCUCCUACCAGCUGUUCCAUUCCAAUAGAUUACAAUCUGUACAGAAAAUUUUGGUCACUUCAAGACUACUUUAGGAAUCCUGUGCAGUGUUAUGAAAAGGUCUCAUGGAAAACAUUCCUUAAGUACUCUGAAGAAGUAUUGGCUGUCUUCAAGAGCUACAAGCUGGAUGACACUCAGGCUUCAAGGAAGAAAUUAGAGGAGCUGAAAACAGGAGGAGAACACGUUUAUUUUGCUAAAUUUCUCACAAGUGAGAAGUUAAUGGAUUUACAGCUGAGUGACAGCAACUUCCGCCGCCAUAUCCUCUUGCAAUAUUUAAUAUUAUUUCAGUAUCUAAAGGGACAGGUGAAAUUUAAAAGUUCAAACUACGUUCUGACCGAUGAGCAGUCCCUGUGGAUUGAAGAUACUACCAAGUUAGUUUACGAGCUUCUUUCAGAAAAUCCCCCAGAUGGAGAGAGAUUCUCAAAAAUGGUAGAGCACAUACUAAACACAGAAGAAAACUGGAAUUCAUGGAAAAAUGAAGGCUGCCCAAGUUUUGUGAAGGAAAGACCAAGUGAUUCCAAGCCAAUAAGGCCUUUUGUGAGAAAAAGACCAGCUCCUGAAGACUUUCUGGGGAAAGGACCUAAUAAAAAAAUUCUAAUGGGGAAUGAAGAAUUGACUCGGCUCUGGAAUUUAUGCCCUGAUAACAUGGAAGCUUGUAAGUCUGAGAGCCGGGAAUAUAUGCCAACGUUGGAAGAGUUCUUUGAAGAAGCUAUUGAACAGGCGGAUCCUGAAAACAUGGUUGAAAAUGAAUAUAAGGCUGUGAAUAACUCUAAUUAUGGCUGGAGAGCAUUAAGGCUGUUGGCACGCAGAAGUCCUCACUUCUUUCAGCCAACCAAUCAGCAAUUUAAGAGCUUACCGGAAUACCUUGAAAACAUGGUUAUCAAAUUGGCUAAAGAGCUACCUCCUCCUUCUGAAGAAAUUAAAACAGGCGAGGAUGAAGAUGAGGAAGAUAAUGAUGCUUUAUUAAAGGAAAACAACGAAAGUCCCGAUGUUCAACGGGACAAACUUGUAACAGGAGAACAAAUAGAGUCAUUUGCUAACAAGCUUGGGGGAUACUGGAAAGUUCUGGCUCCAUACUUGGAAAUGAAAGACUCUGAUAUAAAGCAAAUUGAAUCAGAUAGUGAAGAUGUGAAGAUGAGAGCUAAGCAGUUGCUUGUUGCUUGGCAAGAUCAAGAGGGGAUUCAUGCUACACUGGAAAAUCUGAUUACUGCAUUGAACAAAGCUGGAUUAAAUGACCUCGCUGAAAGCUUAAAUGACAGUGAAAACAAUAGCUAAAUUAAGAGUUUCAUUUAAAACAAGUGAUUAUUGUUGCUAGGUAACAGAACAAUAUUUGAUAUGGCAGCUUAUAUUUGGUAAACAAAAUGUCUGGAAGUUUCAGAAAGAAAAAUUAGUACUGAUCAAAAAUGGCCUCUUAGUCUUUUUUUUUAAAACCUUUCUACAAUUUGAGAUUGUGUAGUAUACAGACCUUUACUACAUAAUGUGAGAUAGUAAGAGCUUGAAAUUUUUGAAGAAUUGAGCAACAAACAACUUUAAUCCUUCUAAGUGUAGGUAUGAAUGUUGAAAAGUACCCCUUUCUUAAAAAUGAUGCUGGGUCAAGUAAGGAAGCUUGGUGAUAGUGGUGGAGUAGAGAUGUUAUUGCUUCUGAUAGUGACAGGAACUGAAUCGGAAGCUCUAUUGCAGAAGGCAUACAUAUUGCCCUUCUGCCACACUUCUGACAUGACAAUACAAGGGAGUCCUUGUUCCUUUCCUUGCUUGCUGUGAUAGACCUAGGACUCACUGUUCCUAACUUACUGCCAAGUCAUAGGGAGUUAGUGUAGUUGGUACAAGCUGUGAGACAAAAGACCAUUGGUCUUAAGGUGAUUCCUUUUGAUAAAGGGGGCAUCUAAUGGGCACAUGAUUAACAGACACUUCAGACUUCCAAAUGGGGGAGCUGCUGUCUUUUGGAACUACAACUGAGGAUAUAUCCAAACUGAACAUCAAGAUGUGAAUGAAUUGUAUGGAAAAGCUCCUAAGGUGCUAGUUAAGCAGAAACAAGUAGAAUCUGAAGCAAGAGCAACCCCAUCUAGGCUGGAUUGCACUAUCCCUCUAGCUGAGCAGAAAUAACUUUAAUCGCAAAUGUCAGCAGGGUUCUCAAAAAUAGCUCAUUCUUGCACUUUGCUGCAAAAGCAUGCAACACUGGUGUAGAGAGACAUGCUUGAGUUAAAAUCUCAUAGUGGAACAUCUUUUCCAGGCAUUCAAAAUUCUACACAGCAAGAUCCAUAUACUGAUUGGGAAAGUAGAGAGAGCAGGCCUACAUCUGUGUAAGUUUUACAUACAGAGCUCAACACAGAUGUGAGUAGUAGCCCUGAUAGUUUCCCCACAAUGAGUCUACAUAUAAUCUGAACAGUUCCUGCAGCUCAAUAUUGUAUACCUUUAUCAGCCUUCUACUUUGGUUUUUAACCCAAUUAAUGGCUAUCCGAAGAAGCUUUGACAAUCUAUCGCAGCACCCAGUUUUGAGACUAUUUGUUAAACAAUCCUUAAUACAAAGUUGCAAUUGUACUAUCUUUGUUUUAAUGAAAUGGUCACAUUUAGUGAUGA
This is a messenger RNA of Hemicordylus capensis (graceful crag lizard), 3551 nucleotides long. It is a transcript of the gene THOC1, whose product is annotated as THO complex subunit 1. Gene Ontology annotation, biological process: signal transduction; regulation of DNA-templated transcription elongation; mRNA export from nucleus. Lineage: Eukaryota; Metazoa; Chordata; Lepidosauria; Squamata; Cordylidae. The record is from RefSeq and is a predicted model, not a curated record. Gene Ontology annotation, cellular component: THO complex part of transcription export complex. Bases 225 to 2249 code for a protein of 674 amino acids. The transcript has 21 exons. Gene Ontology annotation, molecular function: protein binding.